Molecule: messenger RNA, 6489 nt
Organism: Erinaceus europaeus (western European hedgehog)
Lineage: Eukaryota; Metazoa; Chordata; Mammalia; Eulipotyphla; Erinaceidae
Product: basic immunoglobulin-like variable motif-containing protein
Exons: 25
Coding region: 721-5643 (1640 amino acids)
Biological process (GO): nucleotide-excision repair
Cellular component (GO): nucleus
Molecular function (GO): single-stranded DNA binding; DNA endonuclease activity
Source: RefSeq, a predicted model, not a curated record
GCGGCCACCGCUUUGCAAAGUGUGUGUGUGUCCGUGUGUGUGUGUGUGUGUGUGUGUGUGUGUGUGUGUGCGUGUGUGUGUGUUGGGGGGCAGCUCCACGCUGCAGAUGCCCGGCCGGGGGGCGCGCGUAUCUGGGGGCGCAGCGCGGGCGUGUGGUGGUCCUUGUGGCCAGGCCCCCCCGCUCCUGCAGAAGGCGGGGACCCCGGCCUCCAGGCGCCCAGCUGCUCUCUGAGCCCCGGGGGCUUCCAUGGGACGCGUAUCGCCAGCCCCAGGGUGACUGGAGGCGCGACCCGGGCCGCGGUGACCCCGAGUCGGGUGCAGGGGGAGGGGGGGUUGCUGCUGCGAUCCGACCCCCCUGGAGAGACAGGACGCAGAAAAGUCUGUGUCCGUGGCUAAUGACUCCUGGCGGCAGCAGGGCUCUUGCAACUGGCCAUUUUUGUACGGUUUUGAUUGUGCACAAGGAAUGCUGCUGGUGGCAGUGACUGUGGUUUCAGGAAGACACUAUUCAACUGAGCCGUAAGGCCUGCGCUCAUCCUCCCUGAUAAAUGUCAAGCCGGUGGGGCCUACUUAGCUGGCUGAAGGAGCAGAGUCUAUCCAGGAGUCCAUUUGACACCUCGAAAGACUUUGCAGGAUGCUGUAAGCCGCUGCCACCAUUGUUUUUCAAGCCCCAGAAAGAGCAGUAGCUUCCUCCUGCUAGGAGAUCUCGGACAGGUGCGUUCAAUGCCUAACGUGGCAGAAGGAGACAGAAGUCAUUCUGGAAAUGAGGAGCACGUGUCCGACAGCAGGUCCCCGGAGGAGAGUCUGCCAGGGGCCCUGCAGUCUUUCUGCUCACGUACCUCGGGAGCACCCUUGGGUUUCAAGGGAGAUAAUCACUAUCCCUGGAGCUGCCCAGUGACCCACACCCGGGAGAAGAUCUACGCUGUCUGCUCAGACUAUGCUUUUCUCAACCAGGCCACCUCCAUCUACAAAACCCCUGCCCCAAACCACUCCCCUUGCCUCCCCGAGGGCCCGUCUUUGUCAGCUGGAAGUAACUCCUCCAGGUACGUGGGCCUCCCCUCCAGCGCAGCCGACAUCAUCUACAAUGAGGAGAACAGUUUGGAGAACUUAUCCGACAGCCUGGGCAAGCUCCCGCUGGCAUGGGAGAUUGAUAAAUCCGAAUUCGAUGAUGUGACCACAAAUCUGAAACACAAGUCAGGCAGUGCCAAAAAACAGAUUUCCAAGAAAAAGGCUUCCGAUAAGAAAGGGAAACAUCAGAGAGAGUGGACUCAGCACUCCCCGGUUGAAGAUAUCAAACAGCGGAAAGUUCUAGACCUCAGGCGAUGGUACUGCAUAAGCCGGCCACAAUACAAGACUUCCUGUGGCAUCUCCUCCUUGAUUUCUUGUUGGAAUUUUUUAUACAGCACAAUGGGAGCGGGAAGCCUCCCACCGAUUACCCAAGAGGAAGCGUUACAUAUUUUGGGCUUUCAACCCCCGUUUGAAGACAUUAGGUUCGGCCCUUUCACUGGAAAUACCACACUGAUGAGAUGGUUCCGACAAAUUAAUGACCACUUCCACGUCAAAGGAUGCUCCUAUGUUCUCUAUAAGCCUCAUGGGAAGAAUAAAACAGCUGGAGAGACUGCGUCUGGUGCCUUGUCAAAGCUGACUCACGGAUUGAAAGAUGAAUCGCUGGCAUAUAUUUAUCAUUGCCAGAAUCAUUAUUUCUGUCCAAUUGGCUUUGAAGCAACCCCUGUGAAAGCCAAUAAAGCAUUCAGCAAGGGACCCUUGUCUUCCCAAGAAGUAGAAUAUUGGAUCUUGAUCGGAGAAUCUAGUAGGAAACACCCUGCUAUUCACUGUAAAAGAUGGGCAGAUAUCGUUGCUGAUCUCAACACUCAAAAUCCAGAGUAUCUGGACAUCCGGCAUUUAGAGAGGGGCAUACAGCAUCGGAAAACCAAAAAGGUGGGAGGAAAUUUGCACUGCAUCAUAGCAUUCCAGAGACUUCAUUGGCAACGAUUUGGCCUUUGGAACUUUCCUUUUGGGACUGUUAGGCAAGAAUCUCAACCUCCACCACACACCCAGGGCAUUGUCAAGUCUGACAGCGAAGACAACAUCUCUAAGAAGCAGCAGGGGCGCCUGGGCCGGUCUUUCAGUGCUGGUUUCCACCAGGACUCGUCAUGGAAAAAGAUGUCCAAUAUUAGCAUUUGGUUGAACCAAGCACUUAAAGGCGUCCGUGAUCGCCAUGGGAACUCGGUAGAGAACGCUCAUCUUCUCACGUUGUUUCAUCGGCUCUGCAAACUCUUGUUUUUCCGUAUCCGUCCUAUCUUCGUGUUUGACGGGGAUGCUCCACUGCUGAAGAAACAGACCUUGGCCAAGAGACGGCAGAGAAAGGACUUGGCAACCAGCGACUCCAAAAAAACCUCAGAGAAACUUCUGAAGACCUUUUUGAAAAGACAAGCUCUCAAAACUGCCUUAAGAAGCAAAAGAGAUGAAGCCCUCCCCAGCCUCACUCAAGUUCAAAGAGAAGAUAUCUAUGUAUUGCCACCUCUACAAGAAGAAGAGAAAAAUACUUCCGAAGAAGAAGAUGAGAAGGAAUGGCAAACAAGAAUGGAUCAAAAGCAAGCAUUACAGGAAGAGUUCUUUCAGAAUCCUCAGGCGAUAGAUAUCGAGUCUGAGGACUUCAGCAGCCUGCCGCUAGAAGUGAAGCAUGAGAUUCUGACUGACAUGAAGGAGUUCACCAAGCGACGGAGAACAUUGUUUGAAGCAAUGCCAGAGGAAUCCAACGAUUUUUCACAGUACCAGCUCAAAGGCCUACUUAAAAAAAACUACCUAAACCAGCACAUAGAAAGUAUCCAAAAGGAAAUGAACCAGCAGCACUCGGGGCAAAUCCAGAGGCACUAUGAGGCUGAAGGCGGCUUCCUGCGAGAGGUAGAGUCGAGGAGAGUAGUCUCUGAGGACACCUCACACUACAUCCUGAUCAAAGGCAUCCAAGCUAAGAAGGUUGCAGAAGGGGAUACAGAGUCUCUUCCAUCUUCUAGCAAAAUGCCUUUUGACACAGCGCCAUCUCCACCCGAGAAACCAAAGCCAAAAAAGGAGCCCGAGGCCGCCCCUCCUUCCCCCAGAACUCAGCUGGCUCUGCAGGCCGCCCUGCUGGGAAGUAGCUCAGAGGAGGAGUGGGAGAGGGAGACCCCCAGGAAGCGCCAGCAGGAGGAGACAGCAUCUGCUCCCUCCCCUGGGGCCCCUGUCUCUCCGAGGACUCUCUUAGCCAUCCAGAAAGCUCUGGAUGAGGAGGAGGAGGAAGAUGUGAAAGUCCGUGCUGGGCCUUCUCCAGCCGUGCGCACGGGACGGUUGGCAGCAGAAGGCCUGCCUGCAAGCGGCUCUGAUGAGAAGCUUCAGGUGGGAGAUGGAAAGGACGUGCUGUCGCCAGCAGUGCCCCUCGGGCCCGGCAUGGCCUUGGCCAAGGAGCACGUCUCUGUUGCUCCUGAGGCAGAGCUGACACCCUGGACUCUUCCAGCAAAUGCCGCCUUACGCCCAGGCAGUGAAGCGAGCACUGCAGAAGGAAUGCCACUCAUCCCCAUGGUGAGCGGAGCCGCCCUGGUUGAGGAGAAGGAAGAUGCAGGGCAUGUAGAAAGCCCAGCGGAGAUGCACAGAAGGGCCCCCGAGCUCCAGAGUGGAGGGUGCCCGGCACCAACGCCCCCCUCAAGUCCCAGCUCUGUGCCGGUGGACGGGAAAUACCCCAGAGUGCUUGAGCGCCAGCCAGACCCUCGCUGGUCUGACAGUAAACACGAUGUCCCUUGUCAUUCAAGCAGCGACAGGACCGAAGGAGAAAGGCCUGCCCGCCCAGGUCUCGUCACCGUCACCUCACAGGAAACAAGCCAUACGCAUGGUGUCCCCUCAGAGCCCGUCAGCAGCUUAGAACACGCAGUGUCGCUUGACGCAGCUGGGCGUGGAGAGUCCCUGAAGGUCCCCCAGGGAUGUGAGCCGGUGGCCUCUGCAGACCAGGAGUGGAUUUCACCCCCAGAGUCUGUGAAACCGGUGGAACUCGACUCUGAAGAAAGUGAAUCCGACGGAAGCUUCGUUGAAGUGCAGAGUAUAUCCAGCGGUGACGAGCUUGCAGAUGAAUUGCCAGAACCUUUCAGACCUCCCUCUGAACACGGUGGAGAGGAACCAGUGGGGACAAAGGAGGAAGAAGCCAUUGCUGAGACAGAGGGUCUCCUGAGGGACAGCUCUGAGAACCAGACCGUGACUGUGGAGUCCCAGGAAGAAGAAGAACAAGAUGCAGAUAAUUCUGUCAAUGAGUGGCAAGAUAUAAACCUGGAGGAGCUGGAGUCUCUGGAGAACGACCUUCUCGCCCAGCAGAACUCGCUCAAGGCCCAGAAGCAGCAGCAAGAGCGGGUGGCCGCCACCGUCACGGCACAGAUGUUUCUGGAAAGCCAGGAGCUCCUCCGCCUGUUUGGCGUCCCCUACGUCGAGGCCCCCAUGGAGGCGGAGGCUCAGUGCGCCAUCCUGGACCUGACCGAACAGACCUCCGGGACCAUCACUGACGACAGCGACAUCUGGCUGUUUGGCGCCCGGCACGUCUACAAAAACUUCUUUAACAAGAACAAGUUUGUAGAGUAUUACCAGUAUGUGGAUUUUCACAACCAGCUGGGAUUGGACCGGAACAAAUUAAUAAACCUAGCCUAUCUGCUUGGAAGCGACUACACAGAAGGAAUACCUGCUGUCGGCUGCGUUACAGCCAUGGAAAUUCUCAACGAAUUUCCUGGGCACGGCCUGGAGCCUCUCCUAAAAUUCUCAGAGUGGUGGCACGAAGCUCAACAAAACCAGAAGAUGAGACCUAACCCUCACGACACCAAAGUGAAGAGGAAACUGCGUAAGCUGCAGCUGACACCCGGCUUCCCCAACCCGGCGGUGGCCGCCGCCUACCUCAGACCCGUGGUGGACGACUCCAAGGGCUCCUUCCUGUGGGGCAGACCCGACCUCGGCAGGAUCAGAGAAUUUUGCCAGCGGUAUUUUGGCUGGAACACGACGAAGACAGAUGAGACGCUGUUCCCAGUAUUAAAACAGCUAAAUGUGCAGCAGACGCAGCUCCGGAUCGAUUCUUUCUUUAGGUUAGCACAACAGGACAGGCAAGAUGCGAAGGGUAUUAGGAGCCAGAGACUUAACAGAGCUGUGACAUGUUUGCUGAGGAAAGAAAGGGAAGCGGCAACCAGCGAAGUCGGAGCAGUGCCCGUCGCCAUGGAGGAGGACCAGGAGCUUCUAGACGCAGCACAAGGAGGGGCCCCCAAGAGGAGAAGCAAAGCCAGCCCAGGGCAAGCAGCCCCAGGCCCCAAAAGAAGGAAGCUUCCGGCCUCCAAGGGAGAGACAAAGACGUGUGGCGGGUUUCUGGGGGAGGCCUAUCUCUCGCAGUCAUCCGAGGCCUCUUCAGGGGAAGAUGCUGCACCAUCCUCUGCAGCGAACACUCGCAAGAAGGGGCCAGCAGCUGGGCCCCCCUCUGCAGCCGCGCGGGUUACGGCACGACCUCCCGGGAGGGGCGAGGGGGACAGCUCCGGCAGCUCCAGCGAGGAAGAUGGAGAGAAAGCCACAGCAGUGUUGGUGACGGCCAGGUCCGUAUUUGGAAAGCGAACGGGGCGGCUGAGGGGCACGAGAGGCAGGAGGAGGAGAACCUGACUGAAACCCCAGUGGUGUCUCUAGCCUUGGGGAGACCAGUGCUGCUCAGUGAAUUUGUGUGAGCUGAUGACAAAUAGCCUGGCGUUUGUCACGCGCUUUUUUUUUUUUUUUCCUUAACAGAGAUGCUAAACUUCUCAUACACACACACACACACACACACACACACACACACACACAUUUUAAUAUGUCACAUAUUUUUUGUGCCUUCAGCUUUUCUGGACUGUGUCCCUGAAUUCCCAGCUUUCGGGGUUUUUAUUGUUCGAUCUCUGAUGCACCUUAAUGACGUUGAAAAGAAGCAAAGAGGGUUCAUACUGACUAGUGCUGAAUCUCAGCCCUCCCUCUAACCCUCCCACCUAGAAGAAGAGAGAGUCCCAGCACCCCCCCCCCACACACACACAGGGCCUGUCCCUCUCCCUCUGCCCCUCCAUCCCCCUUAGUGGUCCCUGAAAAGGGACCCUCACUGCUGUAGUGGGUGUGAGGAGCACAUGUCCCAUGAUUAGGACAAAAUAACUGGGACAUCCAAGUGAGAGGGGCUUCAUUUCUCCUACGUAUAGGCUCCUGGGUGUGUGUGGGGGGGUGUUUGGCUUUUAAGAAACCUCAGCAGGGUGAGAAUGUCAGUUGACCCAACCCCUGUGGAGAGCAGAGUCUGGAGAACUCUCAGAAGGCUAGAAGUGGAUCUGCCCUAUGACCCUGCAGUUCCUCUCCUGGAGAUAGAUCCUAAGGAACCCAGCACACCCAUCCAAAGAGACCAGUGUUCACCUAAGUUGAUAACAGCACAAGUUGUGGUCUAGAUACACAAUGGAAUACUACUCAGCUAUUAAAAAUGGUGACUUCACCUUCAGCACA